AUGCAGACAGCGAGUAUCAGUGUAGAUGUCCUCUCCCUUUCGCCAACGACUCGUCGAAGCACCACCACUGCUGCAACAACGACUCCUACGAGCACCACCUCAGAAAGGACCACGCCAGCAGAUCUCCUCGGAACAACUACCCCCUUAACGACGACAGCGACGACAUCGACUGAUCAGGGGACUUCUAGUGAUGCCAUUUUAGACAGUUCAGCUAUCAUCGGCGCCUCAGCAGAAGACAACGCGCCCGAAUCAACACAUGAAACCACUAUGGCUCCUAUAGCAGUCCCUCCAGCAUCUCCAACGUUGGCUCCACCACCAGUAGCUCCUGUAUCGAGGUCUGUUUCCAAUGAGCUUCGAGCUGCACCAGAGUCAGUUGAUGAUUCGGUUGAGGACGAAGAUCUCGUGCUGUCCGCUCUUAAUCCUGGUGCUACUGGAGAAUCGCCGACCGUAUUGUUCUCUCUGGGCACAACAUCGUCGGAGCAAAUGAUGGCCACUGAAGCGCCCUCAUCGAAGGAAGAGCCAGUCAGAGUCAAACUUAUCGACGGAAGCUCUGAGCUUCUUCUGCCGAGAACAGAUUCACAUGAAGAAUUGAAUGACGACGGUGAGGAAGAAGCGGAAGAAGAAGCAGAAAGAAAAGACGACAAGAUCAAAAUGUCACUUGAAGGGUCCGGGAUGCCUAGUGCUUCCGUGGAAGUUUUCGAAACAACGACGUCUAGCAUCGGUUUUCCCUCCAGCAUGGAGACGACUGCAUCCAUAGAAGAAAUAUUGGCAGAAGCAGAAGAGAACAACGACACGGCGCUAACCGAAUCCCCAAGCACAACGCCAACACUACAACUUCCCAGUGAAGAAGCUGAAGAGCUGGAACUCGUUUUCGAAGGCACCAAGAAUGGCACAUUCAAGAUAGGGAAUUCUCUGAAAAGUGGGGAUUUAGAUUUCAGGACAAGAACUCCUACACAAACUUGUCGCUGGACCGAACAGAUGUUGUCGAUAUUAGGAAUUCGUCAUAUUACCGGAAACAAGGCCUAUCUAUUCGUGAAAGAUCCUUCAUUACUCAGUUCUUCCGUUGCAGUAAAAGUUAUGGCAGAAAGACCAUCCUCAGUUUCCAUCAAAGAGUUAACCUUGCUGGGAAGUCCAAGAAAGGCGUCAGAUCCUACUCCCAAAAUCGCAACUCAGAGCAAAAGUGUUGUCAAGGAGUACGAGUUUUCUAUCCCCGAGGAUGCGCCAUCAGGAUCAACUGUUGGACAAAUUGAGGACGGAGAAUCAAAGCGAGUAGUUCGGACCUCCGGGACUGCGAUGAUGUUCGUAUUUUUUACAUGCUGCAGGUUCUCCCUUCUUGGAUCGGACCUGAUACUUUCGUGCCCCAACGAGGACAGCUGCCUCGACUAUGAGAAGCAGAAGGUUCAUCAUGUGCUGCUGGUCGAUGCACAGGGGAAGAAAAGCCCACCAGUAUAUGUGAAGGUGAAACUGCAAGAUGUGAAUGACAAUCAGCCUCGACUUGAAGCAUCGGACAACUUCAUUCGUCUUUCCAACAACAAACUCAUCAUGCCCUUCAUCGUCCAGGUGCUUGAUCCGGACGAGCCAGCCUCAAACAAAAAUCAUCUCACUUUGUCAGGAGACGCCGCUAGUUUCUUGGGCGUAAAGGAGAUAUCAACAAAUCUCUAUCAGAUCGACGUCAUCGGUUUCGCCCCGACUGGUCAUCAUCAGCUGACAUUCACUGUUUCUGACGGUGAAUCUUCAAGCGAUUUGACAGUCGAAGUGCAAGUACAGAAUUCUCGAUCUCACGCUCACUUCAGAAGACCGAAGUAUUUGAGAUCGAUUACUGCGGAUAAAGUUCAUCAAGGUAAUCAGCUGCUCCAAGUGGAACUUGAAGGCGUUCCCAUCGAUGAGGCUCGCUUUGUAAUUCUUCAAGGAAAUCCAGGAUGGCUCAGCAUUGACGACUACGGAGGGCGCGUCGGAGUAGCUAAAUUCAUUAGUCCUGUGGAAUCUGGCACGUACCUUGUAGAAAUAGGAGCUGUGGAUCGGCAAAGCAACGCACUGCUGGCGCAGACUCAGUUGGAAAUCAAAGUCAGGAGACAAACUGAAUUCUCCGUACCAUUCAAGAUGAAGAAAUCAGGAACUGUCCGCGUUGCGUCUGUGUUCGCCAUUGACGAGAACGGCCAACAAAGCGAUUUCAAGAUGGCAUGCUGUUUCAAGUUGAUAUGUAGCCUAGGCAUUGAAUUCACUGAAGAGUUUUCCAGAGCGACAUAA
Molecule: messenger RNA, 2247 nt
Organism: Cooperia oncophora
Lineage: Eukaryota; Metazoa; Nematoda; Chromadorea; Rhabditida; Trichostrongylidae
Source: the annotation of a GenBank genome assembly